Aureococcus anophagefferens is the source of this 426-nucleotide messenger RNA. RefSeq lists its product as hypothetical. NCBI's taxonomy places the organism in Eukaryota, Pelagophyceae, Pelagomonadales, Pelagomonadaceae. The record is from RefSeq and is a predicted model, not a curated record. Gene Ontology annotation, biological process: regulation of mRNA splicing, via spliceosome; mRNA processing. Gene Ontology annotation, molecular function: RNA binding. The annotation marks the transcript as partial. The transcript has a single exon. Gene Ontology annotation, cellular component: spliceosomal complex.
AUGAGCGUGGACAUCAAGAACUACGGCGACGCGGACAAGAAGCUCAUCAAGAAGCUCACGGCCGCGGGCAAGUUCGACGCGUCGCUGGACCAGAAGCUGAACAUCGAGAAGGUGAACGUCGAGGUCAUGGUGCGCUGGGUGAACGAGCGCCUCACCGAACUCCUAGGCUUCGAGGACGACGUCGUCGUGAACCUCGUGGAGAACAUGCUCACGCAGACCCAGGACGCGUUCUCCGGCCAGGUCAAGCGCGUCGACCCGAAGCAGCUCCAGAUCCAGCUCACGGGCUUCCUCGACCGGCAGGCGGCGCCGUUCGUCGCCGAGCUCUGGAAGCUGCUGCUGGACGCGCAGGACGCGCCCCACGGCAUCCCCCGGGCCUUCGUCGAGCGGAAGAAGGCCGAGCUGCUCAAGCGGCAGGCGACGCGCGAC